Messenger RNA from Aspergillus calidoustus, 612 nucleotides. Lineage: Eukaryota; Fungi; Ascomycota; Eurotiomycetes; Eurotiales; Aspergillaceae. The record is from the annotation of a GenBank genome assembly.
AUGGCCAGGAUCUCCACUAGGAUGAUGUUGACCCAACUGUUGGUGCUGGCUGUGUUCUUCGCUACAGUCUCUGCUAGAGAGGUCGUUGUAGACCUUGGAUACGCACGUUAUAGAGGCGAGACUCUGUCUAAUGGUGUCGCACAGUGGCUAGGGAUUCGCUACGCUGCGCCUCCUCUUGGGCCUUUGCGGUUUUCUGUGCCGCAGGAUCCAGAGGAAGUGGCUGGAGUUCAGGAUGCAUCUCAGCACGGCCCCCUUUGUAUUCCGAUUGACAGCUACCCCAUCCCGCAAGAAGCAUCCGAGGAUUGUCUGUUUCUUGAUAUCUACGCACCAGCAGGGUUUAGAGGACGCUCGGCAAGGCUCCUGCCUGUAUAUGUCUUUAUUCAAGGUGGUGGCUUCAACACUAAUGGAAACCCCUAUUACAAUGGGACUGGUCUGAUUCAAGCAUCCGAUAUGGGCAUUGUCAUCGUCACCUUCAACUACCGCGUUGGCCCCUAUGGCUUUCUGUCUGGCGUCGAGAUCCGCGAGGGUGGCGGCAUAAAUAAUGGCCUGAGGGACCAGAUUCAGGUUCUUGAAUGGGUCCAAAAGCACAUCAAUAAGGUAGGCUCGCUAUGA